This is a messenger RNA of Camarhynchus parvulus, 1077 nucleotides long. It is a transcript of the gene ANKRD33, whose product is annotated as ankyrin repeat domain 33. The annotation marks the transcript as partial. The record is from RefSeq and is a predicted model, not a curated record. The transcript is spliced from 4 exons. Gene Ontology annotation, molecular function: protein binding. Lineage: Eukaryota; Metazoa; Chordata; Aves; Passeriformes; Thraupidae.
CGUGGGGUGAGCCGGAGCGAGGCCACGGAGCUGGACAUCAACGGGAGGAACGCGCUGAUGGUCGCCUGCUGCAAGGGCUUUGUGGACAUCGUGCCGCUGCUGCAGAAGUGUCCCUACAUCAACAUCAACCAGCAGGACAACGAUGGCAACACGGCCCUCAUGAUGGCUGCCCAGGCAGGACACAUCACCAUUGUCAACUACCUCCUGAAUUACUACCCUGCCCUCGAGGUGGACCAGAGGGACCCAGGGAUGGGUGCGAAAAGGGGGGUGACACCCUGGGGGGCAACAGGACAAUCACACGCCCUGCUCCUGGCAGGAGCUGACCUGCAGGCCGUGGAUGCCGUCAAGGGGAAGACAGCCAGGGAAUGGGCGACCUUCACCGGCCGCUUCGAGACCACGGUGCGCAUCCGGAGCCUCCUGCGGCGCCCGCGCGCCGAGCAGUUCACAGCCCACUACCAGCCCGAGUGGCCAGCGCUGGCCGAGCUGGUGGCCAAAGCCCUGAGCCCCAAAUCCAGGAGCAAGAGGCUCUCGGAGAAGAUCAGGUCCAUCUUCACCUUCAACAUCCCGCGGAACCCCGAGGAGGACGGCGUGCUGGACCACAUGGUGAGGAUGACCACGUCGCUGGGCAGCCCCUUCGUGGCCACCGCCUGCCAAACCGUGUGCCCCGACAGCCCGCCCGAGGUGGGCAAGCGCCGCCUCUCAGUGCAGGAGAUCCUCGGGCAGCACGUGGUGGGUCCGGAUGAGGAAUCAGAGCCGUCCUCAAGGCCCAGCACGGGGGGAUCCUCCUGUAAUGGCCAGGCCGUGUCCGAGUUCCGAGCACCACCGCCACCGCCGCCCAGGCGGUUCCUGAGCUUCCUGCCGCGGUGGCUGCGCCGGGGGAACAGCGUCUUCCCCGGGGAGCCCGUGCCCAAAAUCAAAGUCAGCAAAGCCUCUGGGUCGAGCAGCGGGGAGAGGAAGCCACGUGUGAAGGACAAGCACCUGCUGCAGCCGCCGCAGUGGAGGUACAAGGUGCUGAAGGAGGAGAAGAAAGCGGCCGAGGAGGCCAAGAAGGGAGACAAGGAGAAGGAGAAGAAGAAG